AUGCCUUCUGCGAAAUUGAGUGUUCCCGACAGUCCUCCUCAUCAUGGAAACGUGCCAGAGCACGCCACAAGCGAGCCGGAGAGCCCCUUCGCAAAGCUAAUCUGGAACCAAAAGAUAAUCGUGAUCCCUAGCUUCACCCUCGAAUCCGGCGUGACAAUUCACAAGGUCCCCGUGGCAUACAAGACUACCGGUCACCUGAACGAGAAUGCCGACAACGCAAUGCUAAUAUGCCACGCCCUCACUGGCAGCGCGGAUGUGGGGGACUGGUGGGGACCCCUGGUAGGCCCUGGGAGGGCCUUCGAUUGGAGCCGGUUCUUCGUCGUCUGCUGUAAUAGCCUGGGGAGCCCUUACGGGAGCGCUUCGCCCUGCACUAUUAACCCCGAGACUGGCAGGAUUUAUGGACCAGAGUUCCCGCUGACCACGGUUAGGGAUGAUGUCAAUAUCCACAAGAUCGUGCUCGAUUACUUGGGCGUCAGGAGCAUUGCUGUGGCAAUUGGAGGCUCGAUGGGCGGCAUGUUGGUACUCGAGUGGGCGUAUUUUGGAAGGGAGUAUGUUAGGUCCAUCGCGCAGAGGCAGAGUAUAUAUUCUGAUCCAAAAUAUGCGGAGGGGUAUUACUCGUUUGACGAUCCUCCCACUACGGGAUUGGGUGCCGCACGGAUGAGCGCCUUGUUGACGUACAGAAGUCGCAACUCCUUCGAAUCCCGAUUCGGCAGAAACACCCCUGACCCUGCCCGCCACCCAUACAUCAACUCCCAAGCCAACCGUCCCCCCACAACCCCAAGCGAGGGACACUGGGCCGUGCACAACGAGGGAUUCCGGAACGCCCUUAGCCUACCGGCCAAGAAACAUGUCCCAACAUACUUCUCGGCGCAAAGCUACCUCCGCUACCAGGGCGACAAAUUCGUCAAGCGCUUCGACGCGAACUGCUAUAUCGCCAUAACCCGCAAACUGGACACUCACGACGUCUCCCGUGGCCGCACGAACGGGGACGUUCAUGCCGCGUUGCAGAUGAUACAGCAACCUGCGCUGAUAAUUGGCAUAGAGAGCGAUGGAUUAUUCACCUUCGCAGAGCAGCAGGAACUCGCGGAGGUUAUACCCAAUGCUAGAUUAGCUACCAUUGAUUCGCCGGAAGGCCACGAUGCCUUCUUAUUGCAGUUCGAGGAGGUCAAUACCCAUAUCACAGGCUUCUUGAGGGAGGUUAUGCCUAGGGUUAUGGCCCGGGAGCCGCUUUGUCCCGCGGGUAAAAUUGGAAACAGGGAUAUUGGGGCUGUGAAUGCUGGGACCGUCGGGGAGGUGGACGAUAUUACCGCCUGGUAGGAUGGCUUUGUUGGUUUGACAGAUGGGGGAAAUUCUCUCUUUUUCCUUUUCUUUUUUUCUUUCUUGGCAACGCAGGUUUCCGCUUUAGCUUUUUUUAUCGCUUUGCUGUACCUUUGGCGGUGAGGAUAAAGAGGGUGUACGUAGAUAGUCUGGCGUUGUCUGUUGUCUGUCGAUACCGGGAGCUGGUUUUGUGCUUGGUUCCGUUCGUUGCCCCGAAUUUGAAUUUGAAUUGAGGAAAA
Molecule: messenger RNA, 1556 nt
Organism: Tuber melanosporum (Perigord truffle)
Lineage: Eukaryota; Fungi; Ascomycota; Pezizomycetes; Pezizales; Tuberaceae
Exons: 5
Coding region: 1-1317 (438 amino acids)
Biological process (GO): L-homoserine metabolic process
Molecular function (GO): homoserine O-acetyltransferase activity
Source: RefSeq, a predicted model, not a curated record